Colletotrichum destructivum is the source of this 3637-nucleotide messenger RNA. RefSeq names its product Putative oligopeptide transporter, OPT superfamily. The transcript has 6 exons. Bases 1184 to 3472 code for a protein of 762 amino acids. Gene Ontology annotation, cellular component: fungal-type vacuole membrane. The record is from RefSeq and is a predicted model, not a curated record. Gene Ontology annotation, molecular function: oligopeptide transmembrane transporter activity. NCBI's taxonomy places the organism in Eukaryota, Fungi, Ascomycota, Sordariomycetes, Glomerellales, Glomerellaceae.
UAAACUGAAUUCAUUUCUAGACCCUCUCUCCCUUCCGUCUACUGCUGUAAAUAUUAUGCCCCAAUAAUGGUGGUGGUGAGCUGCCCAACGUGUAAAAGUACACAAUACCUCACAAGCCUUCAUAGGAAACAAACUCGUUGUUUAGACCCACCCCCCGGACAUGUUUUUUGUAAUUCAGCCAAGAUCUUUGGAGAGACCCCUCCCUUCCUGAUAAGGAAGCUGUCCAAUGGUCUCGAUCAACCGUCCAGCCAACCGUAACGAAAUCUCCGUAACGCAAGCCCCGUACCUCACUCAAGCAGCCUACUCUGUAGACGCACGAUCCAGAGGCAAACUGGGGGUUGGGUUGGGGGGUGGGUAGGACUGAACGUGAAAGGCCCUUUUGAUCUGCAACGUCCGCGAUGCAAGGGGGGGCAAACAAACCACUUCGUUCACGGGCUGUGAGUGGUCGUGGCGAAAUAUCGUGACACAUCGGACGUACUGAAGCUGCCAAUCGAGUGAGGUGGUGUGUUUGAUAUUGUGAAUUGACUCACGGCCACUUGAUUCCCAUCAAAUAGACUAUGCGAACGAGCCGGGGGGGAAGUAUUGCCCCCCCCCCCCCCCUGUAUUCCCUAACUCCUUUUGGGUCCUUUUGCUGGUUGAUAACAGCCUUGGCGGCCCGCCCAGCUACAGCGACGUUUCUCACGCAUCGAGAGCUCCCGGCCGACGCUCCCAGGCUUUCUACUCUCGGCCUCGACGAACCACAUGCCGCAUCCCAGAUAAUCGCCUCUACGAUCGUUGGUCCGUCUGGAUGGAUGUAUUCAACGAGCCUGCCUGCCGGUGGUUAUCAGCCGCAGGACUCUCCACCCCGGGACACCACCCUUCUCCCCCCAUGACAUGAGGCAAAAGUUCCAUGGCCCUGGUAGCUUUUGCCGCCCAUGACAGGGUGGUCAGGAUAUGGCCCAGGAUGAGUUACGAUUGUCUAUCACCGUAGCAUCUUGGAUCUUUGAGUAUCCAUCGAGCAAUGUUAAAAGGACUGCCAGCCUCCGCUCCCAGCUUCAACCGUCCGUCCUUCUCCACCACUUGACAUCAAGCCAGGUCUCUCUUCGCGCAGAGCCAGCCAGCCAGCCAGUCAACCUCUGGUUAACCAAGUGCGUCUGUCAGUUACCACACAGACACUACAGACAAGUAUCGCCAACUUGUCGCCAUGGUGGCCACGAACCCCGUCCCGGGGCCCAUCCAGGCCGAGACGCAAAUCCCCUCCGUCGACCCGGCCCACGACCCGACCUACAUCACCGAGAAGGUCCGCUACUCUGAGCAGAACGACGAGCUCAAGAGCGAGAUCAGCGGCGACGACGAUGUCACCGACCUCUUCGUCCCCUUCCCCGAGGUCAAGGGCCUCGAGCCCGAGGGCAACCCCCUCACCUUCCGUGCCGUCCUCGUGGGAAUCAUCCUGGGUUCCCUUGUGAAUGCGUCCAACGUCUACCUUGGUCUCAAGACUGGUUUCUCCUUCGCUGCGACCAUGUUCGGUGCCAUCUUCGGUUAUGCCAUCGUCAAGCUCCUGGCCAAGUCGCUGCCCAACGCGCCUUUGAUCGGAGGCACCUUUGGCCCGCAAGAGAACUCCAUCAUCCAGGCCGCUGCCACCGGUGCCGGCGGCAUGUCCGGUCUCUUCGUCGCCGCCCUCCCCGCCAUGUACCAGCUCAACCUCAUGUCCGAGAACCCGCGUCAGGACUUCGGCCGCAUCCUGACCAUCACCGUCACCUGCGCCUUCUUCGGCCUCUUCGCGGCCGUGCCCCUGCGCAAGUUCUUCAUCAUCAACGUCGCCAGGGAGCUGAACCUCGUGUUCCCGACUCCCACCGCGACCGCCUUGACCAUCCGCUCCAUGCACGCCGUCGGCAGCGGAGCCGCCGAUGCCGCCAAGAAGAUCAAGACUUUGGGAUACUGCUUCGCCGGUGCCCUCGUCCACAUCGUCGUCUCCCAGUACGCCGACGGCAUUCUGCACAACUGGUACAUCUUCUUGUGGUUCUACGUCUGGAGCGGCUACAAGAACUGGGCCAUGAACAUCAACAACUGGGGUUGGUACAUUCAGCUCACUCCCGCCUUCUUCGGCUCCGGCAUGCUCGUCGGAAUCAACGCCGCCCUGUCGUGGUGGCUCGGAACCUUCGUCGCCUGGGGCAUCAUCGGACCUACCCUCGUCCACUACGGCGAGGCCAUGGGCGUCCAGAGAUACCCCAAGAGCGAGAAGUGGGCCGACAUCGUCAACUUCGGCGUCAUGAAGGUCAGCGACGACCCCAACUGGGUCCCCUCCCCCCGCUACUGGAUGCUGUGGCCCGGCGUCAUGGUCCUCGUCGUCUACUCCAUGGUCGAGUUCGUCCUCCACAUCGGCGUCCUCGUCGACGGCGCCAAGUUCGCCUUCCGCUCCGGCGCCCGCAGCAUCAACAACCGCAUGCAGUCGCGCGGCAAGCACAACGCCUUCAUCGCCAAGCACGCCGGCCUGGCCGACGCCCAGGACAGCCUCGUCGAGGACUUUGCGCCCCCGAGCCAGCAGGUGCCCAUCUGGGUCUGGGCCACCGGCACCAUCGUCUUCACCGCCGUUGCCUGCGUCGUGUGCCAUGUCCAGUUCCACAUGAACGCCGGCCUCGCCAUCCUCGCCUGCAUCCUGGGUCUCCUCUUCGCCUUCCUCAGUAUCCACGGCGGCGCCGUCACCGACUGCACGCCCCUCACUGCCUCCGCCAAGGCCUCCCAGCUCGUCUUUGGUGGUGUCACCUCCGGCCAGGGCCUCGACGUCAAGUCUGCUCAGCGCAUCAACCUCAUCGCCGGUGGUAUCGCCUCGGGUACCGCUGAUGUUGCCACGGCGCUGGUCUCCGACUUCCGUGUUGGUUUCCUCCUCCGCACUCCCCCCCACCUGCAGUUCUACGCCCAGGCCAUCGGUGCCGGUGUCAGCGUGUUCCUCGCGCCCGGUGUCUUUGUCCUGUUCAUGGCCGCCUACCCUUGCAUCUGGAAGGAGAUGGGACCCGAGGAGACGUGCCCCUUCGGUGCCCCCUCCGUCCUCGCGUGGAAGGCCGUUGCCGAGGCCGUCACCAUGCCCCAGCUCCCCAUCCCCAAGUCCUGCGCCAUCUUCACCAUCGUCAUGGGCGUCAUCUGCGCCCUCCAGGCCGUUGUCAAGAACUUCUACCUCGUCGGCAACCGCAUGAAGUACCGCGAGUACCUCCCCAACUGGAUGUCCAUCGGUGUCGCCUGGGUUCUCGGCCCCGACAGCGGUUACGCCAACGCCAUCAUGGCCGGUGCCAUCACUGCGUGGUGGUGGAGGAAGUACUUCCCCAAGAGCUUCGAGACGCACUGCUUCGCCGCCGCCGCCGGCCUCAUCGCCGGUGAGGGUUUCGGAGGUGUCAUCAACGCCGCCCUAGAACUUGGCGGCGUGAGCGGUAGCUCCAUGGCCGCCGACGGCAUCAACACCAUCGGCACCCAGAUCGCUCUGCCUGGUGCCGACUGGUAAGAUGUUGGAAAGUUGUAUCAUGCCAACGUAUUAACGCGCAAACGUACUAUAACUGUUUAAUGCUCUGGGGAUUAGGAGGGCCUUCUGGCCAUGGUUUUGAUUCUCGAUAUACCCUUUACGAAAGAUUUUAGCUGUAGACAAAAUCUCAACGCUCUUUAUUAAACA